AGGAAGAAGAAGGUCGGCGCGGCGCCAAAACCCUCGAAGCGGAAGGAGGUCGAGCAACCGCAACCGCAGGUUGUAGAGAGGCCCCGCAAGACCCUUCGCAUAGCGGAGCCAACCGUCCAAGCGGCGAAGCAACUGCCCGCGACGCCACAAUUGUCCGCCGCGCAGCAGCUCUCACUGGCGCUUUCGGAGCCCGAGGCGACGGUGAGCCGGCCCGCUCGUCGAGGGGGGGAUGGGGCUGGCAGCUCAUCCGGGACAUCCGCUACCACUCCUCCCGUCAGCGCUGUACCUCCUUCCGCCACCGUCCACCAAGUCCGCGACGUGCGGAUUCACACCGCCGCGGCGUGCAACUUGGUGUCAGCCAAUCAUGCGCUUCGGGCGAUCGGGCCCAUUCUCUCCGUUCCCCCGCGGGUGGAGAAGACGGACCCUCUUCACGAUCUGGCGCAGAUCCAUUUCGCGGGUUUGUCGGCGACCUUUCGCGCUCAGCAAGAGCGCGCCUCGAUGCGCGCCAAGAUGAAGGCCGACGAGGCGCAAAUCGUGCAGCUGGAGGGGAAGGUCCUCGGGGCGAACAAUCGCGCGGAGGACGCUACCUCUAAGGCCAACGAGGCACUGGAGUCACUCGGCCUUUUGCAGAGCCGAUUGGCCGCGGACGUUGAGGCGGCCAAAGAGCAGGUGCGGAACGAGGAGCGCACUGCUCUCCGAGAAGAACUGGAAGUCUCCUUUUCUGAGAGAUUGCGCAAAGCUCGCGAGGAGUUCCAGAAGGAGAAGGACGACCUUGUUCGCCUUCACACCGUUGCUAAGGCGGAGGCCGUUCGCGCAGCUGAAGUCGCGGCCGUCCGCCAGUUCAAGUCUUCCCAACCUUUCGGGAAGAUCAUGGCGGAUGCCAUGACCAAGGCCGUGAUAGCGGUUGGUAAGAAGAUCCGCCCUGAGAAUCCGGGGAUGCGCUGGGACACUCGCGAGAUGGUUCAGCACGUCAAAGUGUGGAUCAGCGAGAAGCGUCCUUUGGAUUCUGACUCCGAGUCCGAGGAAGAGGAGGAGGAAGAAGUGGAGCGCCGGGAGGAGGUUGAGCGUCCGACAGGGGAGGAGAGGAAGGAUGGAGAGGUGGCCGACGAAGAUGAGGAGGACGAGGAAGAAGAGCGUCCUCUAUUGCGCCGCAAGUUGAGCAGGGAGGGCGGACAGCCCGAUACUGGUUCUGCUUAGAUGUGGCCCAAUUGAGCCUUAGCUGUUUUGUUGUUUUCUUG
This is a messenger RNA of Linum tenue, 1238 nucleotides long. The record is from the annotation of a GenBank genome assembly. NCBI's taxonomy places the organism in Eukaryota, Viridiplantae, Streptophyta, Magnoliopsida, Malpighiales, Linaceae.